AUGCCAUCAUCAAGCAAUUGGAACGAUAUUUGUAGUAUUCCCGGCUACAAAGCCGGAAGCAUGGAUCCUAUAUUUUCAUUUCACUAUUUUGGCGAAGCUGUUAUAGGAGUUACGGCCCACACUCUAACGAAGCAGCAUAUUUUGGGCAGUUAUAUCGACGGCCCCGAUUUGAAUACGCGGAUCUUGCGGAAGCGCCCUGAUUGGAAUGUUGGCAUCUCAAGAGCUCGAAGGAAGAGGAGAAUAUCGGGAUUCGACGGAAAUGAUCUCGGAGAACGAGGAGAGACCGACAUUAACACUAGAAUUGAAGGCCAUAGUCAUACGGUGCAUACGGGUGUGGUUAGGUUGGAGAUGCCCACGCGCACCCGGGCCGAUGAUAACUUAGAGAGGAGGAAGGCUGAACCCGUAGAAGAUCCUGAGGAAGAACCCGAGGAAGAUCUUCGCCCCCCCAACGCCAAGGAAGGGCAAGACUUUGGUGCCGAUGGCGAGAUGUUGUGGGUGAAAGAUCAUGGCUGGGGUCCUAAAGUCGCUGGGACUGCGCCAGAUGAAUGGAAUUAUAAGAAACCCGCUAGGUUCUGGGAGAGCGGACUGAAAACUUACUGGCAUCAUAGUCAGGGGGAAGGUUCAGUUGUUUAUGUGAUUGACAGUGGACUGAAUUUGGCCGGUAUGGGAUUUCAAUCAUACCACAGGAAAGAGCGGAGCGGCCCAUAUAUGUGGGCAGGUCCUUACGCAGAGCCAUGGAGAAAUCAGGACCCGGAUAACCAUGGGACGGGGGUCGCUUUUCAAAUUUUAGGGUUCCACGGCUAUUUCGCCGGAAGGACAAACCUUAAGGCUGUAAAAGUUCAACCACUAGGUGCUGCCAGUGUAGUCUCAAACUUGGGUUUCCUCGAUGCACUUAUCAAAAUUUACAAAGAUAUUCUCGCAAAUCAUCCCAAAAAUCCAGUUAUUAUCAACAUUUCAUUAUGUCUGUUUGAAAUCGACCCAAGGCGUAAGCGACGAUGGGCCGAUAUUGCUAUCAGGUCAAUUUUUCUCUUAUUGAAGGACUUAGGUAAUGUUGUGGUAACGGUGAGUGCGGGAAAUGGUAAACCGGAAGAUCCAUUGAACUGCUACCCAGCGACCCUCGGCGCAGAAGCCGAGUUCGAAAAUUUUAUAAUAGCGGUGGGAGGUGUCAAACCCAGGACUUUUCGGAACAAGUAUCAACAAGCGGACUGGAUGAAGAUUUGGGCGCUCGCGGAUACCAUUGCCCCUCGUUAUGAAGAUUAUGACACUUUAGAGAUGGUUCAGGGGACAUCUUACGCUGCCCCCGCAGUUGCAGCCGUGCUUGCAUAUUUUGGGGGAAUGGGGAUGACGAUACAACAAGCGGUUCAUGCUAUGUACGAUUAUGCGUACGACCGGAGGAACCCAGAAAAAUAUAAAGAUAAACCAGUGCCCAAAGUAAUAUACAACGGGGCUAGGGGGGUAUGGUGCGGCAAAUGGGCUCUGGAUGGACCUAGAGAUUGGGAUAAGUUUUUCUGGGAAAAGGGUACUUGGGACGACAACAUAGCACAUGGGCUGAUAAGUGAUCCCCGCCAUGGCCCAGGUGACAAGAUAACCCUCGCCUACAUACAUCCGGCACAUUGUCCAAUAUCUACUUCGACAAGCUCGAGUUCAAGUUUUUCGACAAGCUCGAGUUCAAGUUUUUCGACAAGUUCGAGUUCGAGUUUUUCAACAAGUUCGAGUUCGUCUGAAGCUGACUCUUCAACUGACUCUUCAACUGCUCCGAGCAUUACUUCUUCGGCAACCCCAAGUGUGUCUUCAGAGACUCCGACGGAGACUCUUUCACUUCCAACGUCUGCACCAGCAGAGGAAGAGGAAGAAGAAGGUGAAGGUGAGGCGGCACCUGAACCGACUCCGGUGGACGUGGAGCCCGUAAUCCCCUCGGAAGCGGGAGUUGUUCUCUGGUCGCCUUUGGGUUGGCUUGCGGCGGAGGCUGUGAUCGUACUGGGUGGGGUGUUAAUCCUCGUCGUCCAGUUAUCAAACGGUACAUCUGCCACAAUUACGACUAGCCUGACGGGAUUAACAUCAGGACAGAGGGUGGAAUUAGCAACUCUGAUACCUUCAUCUCUCGAUGUGAAAACUCACCCGGCAAUGACAGUUCCAACGAAUAUUGCGAAAACUACGGACAAGGAUUUUUCGAUCCCGUGGUCUACGAGGGCAUUCACUACCAGCCAACCGACGCCUACGAACAUCAUUAUAACCGCCCCUGGGUGGACAUCUACUGCAACUCACCCUAUCGCCAAACCCCCUCUAUCAUGGUCAACAGCUGUGGCAAAUCCCCCAAUAAAAUUCCCAUCAACAUUUCACAAAUCCACUGUGACGUUGACAGCGGCGGCCCCAAAGGAUUCCACGGUAAACCACUGUAAUGGCCUUAAGUUGGCCAAUACGGAUAGCGGCAGCCCAGACAAAAACUUCAAAGUUAUAUAUCACUACGCUAACCGGGAGCUUAUUGCUCAAGGUAUUCAUCAAGUCUGUGCCAGGAGGCCUGGACUGGAAUUGAAGAAUGGGGGAGGGAGCUGGAUACAAUUAUUUUAUGAUGGGAGCCCCGAAGAAUUUGAAUUGGACUUGAUCUGGUUUGAUAAAUAUCCAACGGAUGUAGAAUGCCUUGAUAACUUCUUCCAUGUAUUGGACGGUUGCGACAACGAUAAAAAAGAAAACCCGGAGAAUUGGAAAGGCGGUGGCACGAGAGAAGUAAAAGGGGGCAAUGCUGCAAUAUAUCGGAUCAAUACACUCAAUUCAAGGAAGCCUCCAAGAAAGGUAUGGGGAGCAUGUUAUAUUAACGAGAAGUGGUUCGAUUUUGAAAAGUGGCAAGAUGGCGUCGAGUUUGUCGUUUGGGGGUUUGGAUGGAUGGAUGCCGUUAACAUACAUCAAGAACCGGACGGGAAUGUGGAUUUUCGGGUGGAUUUAGACGCUUGCCAAAUAAUUCACUUCUUCUGGAAGUGGGUCCGCGGCCCACUAGGACCGGAAACUCCAUGGGAAUGGCGAGCCCAGGUUAUUGUCAAGAAUGACAAAAAAAAUGAUGCUUGCGUAUUGAACGUUUUACGAAAGUGGAGCAAGAUUUCGGGCCUUAAAUGCACGACAGACGACCUGGAGAAAGAUGUGACAUAUUUCCCAGAAUAUCAGAGGAAGUAUUUUGGUAAGGAGCCAGCCCCCGCGAGGGUUCGGAGAUGGCAUUUAUAA
Messenger RNA from Orbilia oligospora ATCC 24927, 3213 nucleotides. RefSeq lists its product as uncharacterized. The record is from RefSeq and is a predicted model, not a curated record. Gene Ontology annotation, molecular function: serine-type endopeptidase activity. Gene Ontology annotation, biological process: proteolysis. Bases 1 to 3213 code for a protein of 1070 amino acids. The transcript is spliced from 6 exons. Lineage: Eukaryota; Fungi; Ascomycota; Orbiliomycetes; Orbiliales; Orbiliaceae.